Cyprinodon tularosa is the source of this 1367-nucleotide messenger RNA. RefSeq names its product otoconin 90 (gene oc90). Gene Ontology annotation, molecular function: calcium ion binding; phospholipid binding. The annotation marks the transcript as partial. NCBI's taxonomy places the organism in Eukaryota, Metazoa, Chordata, Actinopteri, Cyprinodontiformes, Cyprinodontidae. Gene Ontology annotation, biological process: lipid catabolic process; phospholipid metabolic process; arachidonate secretion. The record is from RefSeq and is a predicted model, not a curated record. The transcript is spliced from 6 exons.
GUAAGGAACGAAGCGCAGCAGCAGCUGUGAGAUCUCCACAAGAGACGGCGACUGAAGCUCCUCAGUGUGAGGAAGAAGAGGAGGCAGACAGCAUGAAGGAGGAGGAUGCUCAGAAGAGAUCAGUGCCGUUCUUCGCCUGGUCCCUGCUGGAGUCUGUUGGCCUGACCGACAUCCAGCUGCCGGAGGUUAAAGAAUGCAGUCGUUCCUUCAGCGUUUAUAGCAGCGAUGGAGGAAGCCGGCGGGAGAUGCCGGCGCUGGGGGAGAUGCUGCACUGCCUGACGGGACGCUGCCCCCAUGAGUACGAGAUGUAUGGCUGCUACUGUGGACAGGAGGGAGGAGGACAGCCUCUGGACCAGCUGGACAGGUGUUGCUUCUUCCAUCGCUGCUGCCUGAAACAGAUCAGCUCCAUGGGUUGCAGAGCAGACAGGAAGCUCAACGCUCGGAUUUCCUGCGAGAGCGGAAACAAACCGCGAUGCCAUGGCAUCACAGCAUGCGAUAAACUGCAGUGUGUUUGCGACAAAACCACAGCAGAAUGCAUGGCUGCGGCACACUUUAACCACAGCUUGCCAUCACAGCGAUGCCGUGGACCUGCGCCACCCUGUCGCCGAGCCAGCAGACCCCCCAAACCUGUCAGAGUAACCCCACAGCCCAGCGAGGAAAGCAGGUGGAGCAAACAGUCUGAGGAGAUUGAACCCAGUUCCUCUGCACAACAUCAUGACAGUGAUCAAAGCUCUGAUAUGAUGAGUGGAGAACAGCCAGAUCCUCCUGCUGGAUCAUCAGGUACCCAAACCUCUUCUCCUCCCUCUGCCUCCAGCGAGGAAACCAGAGAACCACCAACGCUAAGUGGCCUCGACCAAAGACCAAAUCAAGACCAACCACUGGCUCAGAGACCAGAGGAGGAGGAAGAGGAGGAAGAGGAGGAAGAAGAAAUUGAAGAAUAUGACCAAGAUAAAGAAUAUGAAGAGGAGGAAGAAAAUUGAACAGCAGCACUUUGGGCCACUGUUGUUUAAAAAAAAAGAGAACCAUGAAGAUAAACAACUCAAAUACUUUAAUAGAAACAUUUUAUUUGAACCUUAACAUUACAAUACAACACAUUCUGAGACAUUGUAUAAUGCAUCGAGGCUCCGCUGCAUGACACGGUUCAGUGAACACUUCAAGUUAACCGCAUAGAUGGAAAAAAGAAACACUUUCUUUACACCAGCUUUUUUUUUUUUUUUGGAAAAAGUGCAACAAAAAGUAAAAAGUUUGAAAACUUAAAAGCCAAUCCUGACCUCAAAAUCUGAAACUGAUAAGUGCUUGUUUAAAGCUCAGCUUGGUGUGUCAAGAACAUUUCCUGAACCGGCCGAAAGAGCCGAGCCUUGGCGCCA